AUGGCAAGUGGGUUUGUGUCGGAAACGGAAAUCGCUGAAGCUCGUCGCAAAAGACAAGAGGAAUGGGAAAAAGUUAGAACCGCAGAUGAGCCAAUAGAGGCUCCAGAAGAUGAGUAUGACCCGCGAUCACUGUACGACAGGUUGCAAGAGCAGAAACAGAAAAAGGACAGCGAAUUUGAAGAAGCACAUAAACUCAAAAACAUGAUCAAAGGAUUGGACGAUGAUGAAGUGGAAUUUCUAGACUUGGUUGACAAAAAUCGAAUGCAAGCAGAAAGACAAGCGCAGCUGGAAGAACAGAAAGAAUUGAAUGAGUUUCGUGCGAAGGUCGCCACAUUACAAGAGAAACGGUUAGAUGAGCAAAUCCAACAUCAAGUUUCCAAACCAAAGCCCACAAAAUCACACAUCACGAGUACACGGUUAAGCCAGAAGCAAAUUCUUGCCGGUGUUGUGCGUAAGCGUAAAUUGGAACCUGAAAGUGAUCCUAAAGACUCAAACAAAUCACCUGAGAAGGUUGCACCCACUGCAACCAAACCUGCCAAUGAAACCGAUAGUUCAGCGAACGCAACAGUCAAGAGCAGUGCGGCAAUGCGCGUCAUCGGAAUACUGCCGGGUAUGGGAUCGUACAAUUACAAUGAUGAUGAUUCCGAUUCGGACAACAGUUCAGAAGAUUCGGAUCUCGAUGACAGUCACGAGUACGAUUGGAUAGGACGGAAGAUCCGCAAAACGUGCGAGGGUGGUAACAAAUGA
Messenger RNA from Anopheles marshallii, 747 nucleotides. RefSeq names its product PSME3-interacting protein. The record is from RefSeq and is a predicted model, not a curated record. The transcript is spliced from 4 exons. Gene Ontology annotation, cellular component: nucleus. The coding region runs from base 1 to 747 and encodes 248 amino acids. Lineage: Eukaryota; Metazoa; Arthropoda; Insecta; Diptera; Culicidae.